Knipowitschia caucasica is the source of this 3747-nucleotide messenger RNA. The record is from the annotation of a GenBank genome assembly. Lineage: Eukaryota; Metazoa; Chordata; Actinopteri; Gobiiformes; Gobiidae.
AUGGCCGGGAGCGGAGGGGUCUGUGGGUUUUCUCCAAUGGGCCCCACUCCUCCUCUUUGGUACCACCGGGACCUAAGUCGAGCCGCGGCCGAGGAGCUGUUGGCACGCGCGGGGAGAGACGGCAGCUUCCUGGUCCGAGACAGCGAGAGCGUGACCGGGGCUUACGCCUUGUGUGUCCUGUUUCAGAAGCAUGUGCACACUUACCGAAUCCUCCCAGAUGAAGAUGGCUUUCUGGCUGUACAGACCUCUCAGGGUGUGCAGCCCAAACGGUUCAAGACGUUGCCAGAUUUGGUGGCCCUUUACCUCCAGCCGAGUCAGGGUCUGGUGACCACACUUCUGUACGCAGUGGACAGAGAGGAAACGGCAGCGAGUGACGACAGGGAUUAUUCUGAUGGUGAAGAUGAAAAACCACCACUCCCACCCAGAUCAGCCUCCACCUCCACCCCACCUGGAACAGAUUCACCCACUGAGAGUCCUCCAGCUGCAAAUGGCCUGAGCACCAUUUCCCACGAGUACCUGAAGGGCAGCUACGCUCUGGACCUGGAGGCAGUGAAACAAGGAGCCUGCGCCCUCCCUCACCUCAACAAGACACUCGUGGCUUCGUGUAAACGACUCAAUGGGGAGGUGGACAAGGUGUUGUCUGGGCUGGAGAUCCUCUCUAAAGUCUUUGACCAGCAAAGUGCCUUCAUGGUGUCGAAGAUGAUUCAACAGUCUGUAAAUCAGGGCGGCGACCAGGAGCUGGAGAACCUUGUAACGAAACUUGCCAUUCUCAAAGACCUGCUGUCCUCAAUAGAGAAGAAGGCGCUGAAAGCUCUUCAGGACAUGAGCUUGACCUCUCCCUGCUCCCCUCCUCCAUCCUCCAUGCGCAACAGUAAAUCCAUCCCAGUGCAAGCCUUUGAGGUGAAGCUGGAUGUCUACCUGGCUGAGCUGACAAAGAUCGGUAAGAGUCAGAAGUACACUUUGUCUGUGGAUGUGGAGGGAGGAAGACUUGUGGUGAUGAAGAAGGUGAAAGACAGCCAAGAGGACUGGAGCACAUUCACACACGAUAAAAUCCGUCAGCUCAUCAAGUCGCAGAGAGUUCAGAAUAAGCUGGGUAUCGUCUUUGAAAAGGAGAAGGACAAGAGCCAAAGGAAAGACUUCAUCUUUGCAAGUGCGAAGAAACGAGAGGCUUUCUGUCAACUUCUGCAGCUCAUGAAGAACAAACAUUCCAACCAAGACGAACCUGACAUGAUUUCCAUAUUUAUCGGCUCCUGGAACAUGGGUUCUGUCCCUGGCCCCAAGUCUAUUGCAUCAUGGGUGUCGUGUCGUGGCCUUGGGAAAACUCUCGAUGAGAUGACGGUCACCAUCCCUCAUGAUUUGUACGUUUUUGGAAGCCAAGAAAACUCUGUCUGUGAUCGAGAGUGGAUCGAGUCACUCCGGAGCUUACUAAAAGAACAAACUGAACUAGAUUACAAAGUGAUUGCAAUUCAGACUUUGUGGAAUAUAAAGCUGGCGGUGCUGGUGAAGCCUGAGCACGAGAAUCGUAUCAGCCACGUGGGAAUGUCCAGUGUAAAAACAGGAAUUGCCAACACUUUGGGUAACAAAGGAGCAGUGGGUGUGUCUUUUAUGUUUAAUGGUACCUCUUUUGGAUUUGUUAACUGUCACUUGACAUCGGGGAAUGAAAAAAUUGCCAGGAGGAACCAGAAUUACUUGGAUAUACUUCGACUGCUGUCUCUAGGAGAUAAACAGCUGAGCUCCUUUGACAUUUCAUUGCGUUUCACACAUCUCUUUUGGCUGGGAGACCUCAAUUACAGACUGGAUAUGGACAUACAAGAGAUUUUAAACUAUAUUAAUCGGAAAGAGUUUGAGCCCCUACUUAAGGUGGACCAACUUAAUUUGGAGAGGGAAAAGAACAAGGUUUUCCUGCGUUUUGCGGAAGAGGAGAUCUCAUUCCCGCCGACCUAUCGUUACGAGCGUGGCUCUAGAGACACGUAUGUUUGGCAGAAGCAGAAAGCCACAGGGAUGAGAACAAACGUCCCCUCUUGGUGUGACAGAAUCCUGUGGAAAUCCUAUCCGGAAACGCACAUAGUUUGCAAUUCGUAUGGUUGUACAGAUGACGUUGUGACCAGUGAUCAUUCCCCUGUGUUUGCGACCUAUGAAGUUGGUGUAACUUCCCAGUUUGUUUCUAAAAAAGGUUUGCCCAAAUCCACGGAGCAGGCCUACAUCGAGUUUGAGAGUAUAGAAGCUAUUGUGAAAACUGCAAGUAGAACCAAGUUCUUCAUUGAGUUCUAUUCAACUUGUUUGGAAGAGUUUAAGAAGAGCUACGAGAACGACAGCCAGAGCAGCGACAACGUAAACUUUCUGCGUGUCGGCUGGUCCAACAAGCAGCUCACCACGCUCAAACCGCUGCUCUCAGACGUGGAGUACCUUCAGGACCAACAUCUGCUGCUGACCGUCAAGUCUCUGGAUGGAUACGAGUCCUAUGGCGAGUGUGUGCUGGCUCUGAAGUCCAUGAUUGGCAGCACACCACAGCAGUUCCACACCUACUUGUCCCAUCGCGGAGAAGAGACGGGGAAUAUCCGGGGUUUAAUGAGGGUCCGAGUUCCCUCUGAACGAAUGGGAACCAGGGAGAGACUCUAUGAGUGGAUAAGCGUGGACAAAGAUGAAACGGGAGGACCUAAAGGAAAAGGCACCAUCCAUCCAAGGACGGGACAUGAAUAUGUUAAGCCUUCUGUAGUGCGCAAACAAUUUGGAGAACUGGGUAAGGUCAGCGAAGAGGGAGAACGGAAUAGCAAAGAGGAGGCUUCAGCCAGGCCAAAACAGGAUUCUUCAGAUGCAGAGUCGACCGUCAACAACAGCUACAACAAUCCGGCUUAUUACAUCCUGGAAGGUGUCCCCAACCAGUCUGCUGCGGCCGUCUCCCCUGAGCUUCUCGCCUCUCCUACCUCUCCCGGUGCCCCAGCAUCGAAAGCCCCUUCCCCUUCUUCUGGAGCUCGUGCCAAACCCCCCUGCGGCGGCCCAGGACCCUCUCAUUCCAGAGUACUUUUAACAGGACAUUCAGUCCGGACCAUCAGCGAGGAAGGCCCGUCUGAGGAUGAGACCUGUGUCGCUGCACUGCCUCGCGUUGGAGCAACAGGAAGCUCUCUCAACCGUCCCCCGCCAGACUUCCCCCCUCCCCCUCUGCCCAAGGGAGCUCUGGAGAUGGUCACCGAAGUGCCUUUCCCUAAACCUAGAGCCACUUACCCGGAUACGGUGGAGGUCCGGAUCCCCGCAGCCGUUCCAGCCGCGCCCCCCGGACUUGGAGAGGGCUUCAGGCGAGGAGGGGGGGCGGCCGCAGUUGCAGCCAGUCUAAUGGAUGACCAGUCGUGUUCCGUUCUGCAGAUGGCAAAGACACUGAGUGAGACGGAGUUCACAGGACCACCCCCACGGGCCCCCUCUGCACCACCUCCACUCAGGGGACAAGCGAUGGCCUUUGGACUGGAUCCCUGUCGCACAUUCCCACCUAGACAUCCAAUCCCAGAGAGCAUAGCGGAAGACAUGCCUGAAGAGGCGCUAUGGGGCAGCAGUAGCUCGUCACUGUCUGUGGGUGAAUCUUCGGUGGGCGAGUGGCUGCAGCGUCUGGGGCUGGAGCAGUACGAGCAGGGCCUUUUACACAACGGCUGGGAUGACCUGGAGUUUCUGAGUGACAUCACAGAAGAGGACUUGGAGGAGGCCGGAGUGCUGGACCCUUCGCACAAAAGGAUUUUGUUGGAAAACCUCAGACAGUAA